ACAACUACUGCUGAUACUACGACAACUACUGCUCCUACAAAAACUACAGCUGAUACUACGACAACUACUGCUGAUACUACGACAACUACUGCUCCUACAACAACUACUGCUGAUACUACGACAACAACUGCUGAUACUACGUCAACUACUGCUCCUACAACAACUACUGCUCCUACAACAACUACUGCUCCUACAACAACUACUGCUCCUACAACAACUACUGCUCCUACGACAACUACUGCUCCUACGACAACUACUGCUCCUACGACAACUACUGCUCCUACGACAACUACUGCUGAUACUACGACAACAACUGCUGAUACUACGUCAACUACUGCUCCUACAACAACUACUGCUGAUACUACGACAACAACUGCUGAUACUACGUCAACUACUGCUCCUACAACAACUACUGCUCCUACAACAACUACUGCUCCUACAACAACUACUGCUCCUACAACAACUACUGCUCCUACAACAACUACAGCUGAUACUACGACAACUACUGCUCCUACAACAACUACUGUUGAUACUACGUCAACUACUGCUCCUACAACAACUACUGCUACGACAACUACUGCUGAUACUACGACAACUACUGCUCCUACAACAACUACUGCUGAUACUACGACAACAACUGCUGAUACUACGUCAACUACUGCUCCUACAACAACUACUGCUCCUACAACAACUACUGCUCCUACAACAACUACUGCUCCUACAACAACUACUGCUCCUACGACAACUACUGCUCCUACGACAACUACUGCUCCUACGACAACUACUGCUGAUACUACGACAACAACUGCUGAUACUACGUCAACUACUGCUCCUACAACAACUACUGCUCCUACAACAACUACUGCUCCUACAACAACUACUGCUCCUACAACAACUACAGCUGAUACUACGACAACUACUGCUCCUACAACAACUACUACUACGACAACUACUGCUCCUACAACAACUACUGUUGAUACUACGUCAACUACUGCUCCUACAACAACUACUGCUCCUACAACAACUACUGCUCCUACAACAACUAGUGCUCCUACAACAACUACAGCUGAUACUACAACAACUACAGCUGAUACUACAACAACUACAGCUGAUACUACAACAACUACAGCUGAUACUACAACAACUACAGCUGAUACUACAACA
This is a messenger RNA of Oncorhynchus masou masou (cherry salmon), 1164 nucleotides long. Its product is annotated as salivary glue protein Sgs-3-like. The record is from RefSeq and is a predicted model, not a curated record. Lineage: Eukaryota; Metazoa; Chordata; Actinopteri; Salmoniformes; Salmonidae. The annotation marks the transcript as partial. The transcript is spliced from 3 exons.